Messenger RNA from Didymodactylos carnosus, 495 nucleotides. The record is from the annotation of a GenBank genome assembly. Lineage: Eukaryota; Metazoa; Rotifera; Eurotatoria; Philodinida; Philodinidae.
AUGCCAAUUAAUUUAGCAGCUAAAGGAAUUCUAACAAAAGGGCAAACGCUAGGCAAAUCUGCCGAAGCUAGUAAGGUAGCAGACGAAAUGAGAAAUGCUGGACCUAGUCUGGCUAAGCUCAUAGCUUCUGGUUCCAGUAGUGAUCGACAAUACUCGUAUGAAGGUACAGCAGUUGAUGUUUACUUGCUUGGUGUGCUCAUGUUUAUGUGCGCGCCCAAAGAUGUUUACAUUCCUCCGUCGAACAGCAUUAUCGAACAAGUGGAUCAACUCGAUAGGAAGAAAGUUUCAGAAAACUAUUGCGCAUUGAUUGUUCGCUGUCUUGUGAAAGAUUCAAAACUAAGGCCAAUAGCUCAAGAAAUUGUCGAUAAACUCGAUAAAUUGGCCAAACAGUCCAUUGCAAGGGGGGAAAAGCGGACUCCUGGACUCCCAUGGACCCCUAUGGACUCCUAUGAACUCCUAUGGACUCCCGGACUCCCAUGGACUCCUGAAGUCUAG